GCGCAACGUGCAAACUCAUUCUCCCUUUUAUUGCACUCCCCCCACGCACUCACUUACGCUUGCACCUGCUCCUUCACCCGCAUGCCCGCGACCCGCACGCCCACAACUGUCAACACAACAGGAGCCCCCGCGCCGUCUGAACCCACUCGAGCAUAAGACACCACGCAUCCGCAUGUCGACGCCGGCCCGCCGAAGGAACUCCGCCGCGGGCGCCCUGGAACCGGACCUCACCACCUCCUCCCACUCGCUGUGACUGCUACUGAGGCACUGAGCCCGAUCCCGAGUCUGAGUUCGCGCCCCCCGCGCACCGCCCGCCAUGACCGAAGUGCUGCACACGCCGCGCGAGGGCUCGCCGUUUGGAGCGCCGCCCAUGGCCCGCACCACCUCGUCGACGAACCUGUAUAGCGCCCUGCAGUCGCCCCGCCGGAACCACUUCUCGCUCAACGACCUGCGCGCCCACUCCGAGCAGUCCGAGUCGUCGCCCGCCUCCUCGCUGCACUCCGAGUCUUCCAGCAGCCUGUCCCUGGACACCCGCCUGGACGAGUCGAGCAGCGAAGACGACGCCCUUGCGUUCCCAGACUACGCCAAGAGCCGCCGGAGCUACCGCACGGCGACAGAUGCAUCCGAGCCCGCCGAUGCGCCGAGCAUCACCGUUACCGGCGAGCAGCCGCCAUCCUCCGAGCCACACACGGCUGUCGGAGGGACAAUACCCACCGACACGCCUCUCACUACACCGGACCCCGUCCCCCAAUCCGAAGAUGACACCGCUGUGCGGAAGGAGCCUUCACGUCACGUGGACUACCUCUCGUACGAGUGGCAGGAAGAGGACAUUUGGUCCUCGUGGCGACACAUUGUCGAGCACAGGAGCGUCUACGGCGAGCGCUCCAGGCUCGAAAAUGCUUCGUGGCGGACGUGGGCCAAGGCCCAGUUCAAAUUGAAGACUGUGUCGCCCGAGACGCUCAAUUGGCUCAAAGACGUCGACGUGACAUGGUUGUACGGCCCACUGCAGCCUGCCUGCAACAGGCUUGCCUCGCAGCAGACCUCGGAGCCCGUCAGCCGCCUGUCCAAGAGCAGCUCGUUCUUGGGCAAUGCGAAGAAGCCCAUCUUGAAGAAGCGCAGCAUGUCCGAGGCCAUGCUGCAAAAGUCGCUGUCAUCGUCGUCGUUGGUAGCCGAGGCUGCAGAGAUGGCCCAGCAACAGCGCACACCGACUGGGCAACUAGAGCGCCGGAAGCCUCGACCAAUCAUCGGCAGGAAGACUUCCGAUAUCCCCACUGCCUCUUCAUUAAUGUCGCGAACAACGAGCCGGGAACCCACUGAUUACUUCACCUCGAGAUCGACGUCGGGUCUCCACUCGCCAUUCGACGGCGAGAAGAAGCAUAUUAGGUUCGACGACAAAGUCGAGCAGUGCAUCGCAAUUGAAACCAAAGACGGAGACGAUGAUGAAGAUGACUUCAACCACAACCCCUGGGCGUCACAGAACGACGAUGAUUCGUCGUCUGACGAGGGCGUCGUCAUGAUGAAGCGUUCGCGCAAGAACAGGAGGCGACCAUUAUCGAGGACCUCGUCCAAGACCGACGUGACCGUUGUCAAAGCAACAAACAAGACCAUUGAAAAGCUGCCGUCUACGACAUUAAAAUAUAGAACGGACUCGCCAGACGUCACGGAACAGCAGCAGUCACACUCUCUGGGGUUUUGGAGAUCAAGUAGAUUAUCUCCUUCCCCUUCCCAGGAAACCCUGAGGCCGUCUCGCCCAUCGUCAAACUUCCUCCUCCCCGAAGACGACGUCGACGAGGACUACUUCAACCCUUCUGGAGCAUUUGGUGUACAGCGCCCCGCAACUCCCACAGCUUCGGACCCACAUUCAUUGCGAAACAGGCAUUUUGAAGUUCCCUCCAAAUCCGGCGGUCUCCGUCGGACCGCAUCAGGCAUGAUCGCCCCCUUCGAAGACACGGACGACGAGCCCCAGCGGGGAGGCAUUCUGGGCAGCGUUGUAGAUACGGUGAACACGGCGCGCGAUAUUGCACACGUGAUUUGGAACGUGGGAUGGAAGAAUUGAGAAUACGGAUGUAGAUGAGGAAAAAAAAAGGUGGUCAUCACUAGCGACAGGCGUUAUUGGCUUCCUUCUACUGUACCAUCUUUGGGCUGGGCUUCUUCACAUGGGCACGGGCAUACACGGUCUGGGUGAAAGGCUUGGCUGGCUCUGGGACGGCGGUGUACAUUGUGAAUUUAGAACGCUUCCGAAGCUCGCUGCUGAGGGGUAUGCAUUGGCGCAGACUAUGGAUAUAGUUCUGGCCGAAUGAUAAUACAUACGUUACAUCCAUGCUUCUUCCGACGUGCAUGUGCGGAGUAUCGUGCUCAACAGUUUGUUGGAAGGAUGACGAAGCCGGACCAAUGCGAUGGGACCUUUGAGUGUGCGGUUCAAUAUUGAAUGGGGCGACAGCUGACAUGGUUUAAAGUCAAUAAGUGCACGAUUACCCCAGGUUUCAACUGUGGAGCUCCGCUUGUACGAGGACCGGGGAGUUCCACUGUUGCGAGUUGUC
Didymella exigua CBS 183.55 is the source of this 2540-nucleotide messenger RNA. RefSeq lists its product as uncharacterized. The transcript is spliced from 2 exons. Lineage: Eukaryota; Fungi; Ascomycota; Dothideomycetes; Pleosporales; Didymellaceae. The record is from RefSeq and is a predicted model, not a curated record. Gene Ontology annotation, biological process: cellular response to glucose starvation; protein catabolic process in the vacuole. The coding region runs from base 317 to 2056 and encodes 579 amino acids.